This is a messenger RNA of Physcomitrium patens, 2881 nucleotides long. Its product is annotated as ABC transporter G family member 6. Lineage: Eukaryota; Viridiplantae; Streptophyta; Bryopsida; Funariales; Funariaceae. Gene Ontology annotation, molecular function: ATP binding; ATP hydrolysis activity; ABC-type transporter activity. The record is from RefSeq and is a predicted model, not a curated record. Gene Ontology annotation, cellular component: membrane. Gene Ontology annotation, biological process: transmembrane transport.
GAGCUGCAUGCCGCGUUUUCUCGCCCCUUCAUGGACCGAUUUCGAAUUUGUGAUUUUCGAAUUUCUGUUCUGACAACGUCGUAGUACAAUGAGCUCUACUACAUAGAUCGAUCGCAGCUUUACGGUUCUACAUUUUUAAUUUUGUAGUUGUAGUAGUGCAAUUUGGUUAGCGUCACUCGUGGGUUAGAUUACUGGUCGGGUUGGAGAGGGGGAAGCUGAUCUCACUGUGGCAUGCUGGGAAUCAAGGAGGGAUACAUGAGAGAAGUUCCGGCAACGCCGAGUGCGACCUCGCCUUAUAUCGUGAGGAGUAUGUCCGCAGGAAGUUAUGGCGGUUUGGAUCUUGCGGUGCCUGUGACUAAGCCCAUGGCUCCGAAGCCUCCUGUGGCAGGUGGUCCCAGCAAGCCGAAAGAACUCACUUCGAGGAAUGGGAAGGGCCAGAACGGAAGCACCAGUACCGGUGCAGUGAGUGUUGUUAACAAGAAUUUCAGCAAUGAGGUCACGGUGGUUGGAGGCAAUCAAGAAGUAAUAUCCGCACAGGUUAACCUCGACAUCUGGCUCGAAUUUCGUGAUCUGACGUACACGGUGGCUAGUAAAAGAAGACUUGGUUGGGAUUCUUUCAAAUGGGUGUGUCCUUGCUUCUCGCGGCACAAGAAUGAGGUUGAGAUGAAUCCUGCUCAGAAGAAAGUACCUGUCACGAAGAGCUUGUUGCAGGGCAUAUCCGGAAAGGCUAAAGAUGGAGAGAUACUGGCUGUCAUGGGACCUAGCGGCUCAGGGAAGUCAACUUUGAUUGACGCAUUGGCUCAAAGAAUUGAUAGGAAGAGUUUGGUGGGUAGCAUUACAUUGAAUGGGCAAGAAGUGGAUCCGGAUUUGCUGCGCAACAUCUCUGCCUAUGUAAUGCAGGACGAUCUGCUCUUUCCUAUGCUCACUGUGAAGGAGACGCUAAUGUUUGCAGCCAACGUGCGCCUCCCAGCGAGUCAUGGAAAGGAAGCCAAGAUUGCGAGAGUGAAUAGUAUGAUUCGGCAGCUUGGAUUGGGGAAAGUUGCGGAUACUAUCAUCGGGGACGAGUCCCAUCGAGGCGUCUCAGGAGGAGAGAGACGACGGGUCUCAAUCGGAAUUGACAUAGUUCAUGGUCCCUUGCUUUUAUUCCUCGAUGAACCUACAUCGGGUCUGGAUUCUUCAAGCGCCUUCAUGGUAGUGGAGACGCUCAGGCACAUUGCAGAGAUGGGCAGCAUUGUGAUCUUCUCUGUCCAUCAGCCCAGCGACAGAAUCCUGGGUCUCAUUGAUAACUUGCUAAUUCUAGCUAAUGGUCAGAUGAUCUACAUGGGUCAUCCCAAAGAGCUAACAGCAUACUUCACAGCAUUUAAUCAUGGAUAUCCUAUUCCCUCCUCUCAUGGAAAUGCAGCCGAGUUCGCCAUCGACCUCAUUCAAAUUCUCAGCUCCAUGCCUGAGGGCAUCAGGCCACUUGUGACCCGGUAUAAGGUGACGAGCUCCUACAACCAUCUUCGUGGAGAGUCUUCGCCGGCUAACCGAGCCAGACUUCAUCCGGCAACUCCCACUGGAGUUGCAGGUGCAAUUGCUGCCAGCAUUGCCAAGGGUAGAUUAAUGUCAACCUCAGGUUAUGUGGAGCAUUGCAACGACAGUGCGACACUGGUGCUAAAAUUUGCUAACACGAGAAGUGAGGAGAUCAAGUUCCUCACAUGGAGAUGCAUCACUAAUAUACGCCGAACUCCCGAGCUUUUCUACACGAGAUUGGGCACAGUUACUGUUUCUGGUCUCCUUCUCGCAACCAUUUUUUGGCAGUUAGAUCACACUCCCAAGGGUUUGCAGGAGCGUCUCGGCUUCUUCACGUUCGCAAUGACCUUCUCGUACUAUUCCUGCGUGGAUACACUGCCAAUUUUCCUUCAGGAGCGCUACAUAUUCAUUCGGGAAACGGCACACAACGCUUAUCGCAAAUCGUCAUACGUACUCGCCAAUGCUUUAAUUUACAUCCCAUUCCUAGGAUUAUUAUCUUUCGCAUUCGCAGUGACGACCUUUUGGGCCGUUGGUCUGGCUGGGGGAUUCGGCGGAUUCUGCUUCUUUUUCCUCAUCAUUUGGGCCUCAUUCUGGGCUGGUAACUCUUUUGCCACUUUCUUGUCAGCUAUCAUUCCAAAUGUGAUCCUAGGUUACACUAUUGUAGUUGCUGUCCUUGCAUAUUUUCUUCUAUUGAGCGGGUUUUUCAGAACCAGGGACAGAAUACCCAAUUACUGGAUUUGGUUUCAUUACAUCUCAUUAAUUAAGUACCCGUAUGAAGCUGUGGUCCGCAACGAGCUCAUGAGGUCAAGUGCCUCCUCUUGCUACGAAACAGCAGGUCAAAUCUUCACAAAUACUCCUCUUGCACCAUACAUACCGGAGACGCUAGUUAAUAGCGUGCUUGAAACCCUCAAAGAAGAUGUACUCUCUGAUACUCCUUACUCGGACUUGAAUGGCUCAACCUGUAUCAUGGAUGGCAUGGCUGUGCUCCAGAAUCAAGACAUCACACAACUAGGCAAAUGGAGCAAUUUAGUCAUCACAAUAGCGUUCGGAGUCGUCUAUCGGGUACUAUUCUACUUUGUGCUUGGCAAAGCUCAAAACCAGAGACAUUAGAUCAACUUUGAUUGAAACCGUCGUGUAAUUUGUUGACCUGAGACAACAUUGGCAGUGUGGACGAGGUUCAAAGGAAUUUUAGUCUUACCCCGUAAAAGAACGUGUGCUGUUUUUGGGAAAAUCUAUCGUUCACACUUAAACCUAUCGAUGGCCAGAAGCCUGUACAAAAAUAGGUGGUUGAAUUCACUAGAUUUUUUUGACGACACAAUAAAGAUUUGUAAAAAUACACACAUUCAUCUGACUCUAGAUGAUUUCACAA